Molecule: messenger RNA, 800 nt
Organism: Hypoxylon fragiforme
Lineage: Eukaryota; Fungi; Ascomycota; Sordariomycetes; Xylariales; Hypoxylaceae
Exons: 2
Coding region: 377-640 (87 amino acids)
Source: RefSeq, a predicted model, not a curated record
CCCAUCUUCUUUCAGUCAUGUUACACAACUUGACACUUAAUAUACACUUUCAUCAAACAUUCAACUGAUCUCUACCUUAAUCUUCCUACAUAAUCUACAUAUAACAUUAAACACUGAACAUUGAACAUUAAACAUACAUACUUAUACAUACAUCAAUCAUACCCAAGUAGAUGUAGUCUUGCUAAUAUAUAGGUAUCAUCUCAUUGAUGUUCCUCAUACAUAAUACAUUUCCUCAUGUUUCUACAUACCAUACCAUAAUAGUACAUACGUACACUCUUCAUUCAUUUUAAUAUAAGUUGCUGGAAAACAUACCUUCUUAUUACCUUCUUGUUACCUUCUUACUACCUUCUUACUACCUCCUUACCUAAUAAAUCAGAUGGACGAUUAUCCGGAUGUGCCUUCGUCAAAGGCAAUGCUAGCCACGGCGUUGGCAAAAGCAAACACGGCAGUUCAACUGGAUAGCACUCAAUCUUACGAAUUCGCACGAAAAUACUACGAAGAGAGUUGCGGGCUUCUCUCAAAACUCAUCAACAGAGUCCCCAAAAAGGAGGACAGAGAUAAACUAAUAACCAUUCGUCAAACAUAUCUUAAUCGAAUAGAACAGCUAAAAGCGCGUUGCAUAUCAAGGGGGUCGUCGUAAUCAGGGAAAACGGGCAUUGCAUUUUUGGCGUCAAGGAGCAUUCAGGGCUGUUUAUAUAAGCAUCAAGCGAGUAGGAUAUACCACCGUCAUGUCUAGGUUAAUGGCAUCAGGCAUCGAAAGUCCAGGGUUGAGUAGCAAGGGCUAUCUCAUAAGCAUGUGG